CGCUGCACAGACCCACAUAAAUACAGACCUAAAUAGAUCCUGAGUAGCUGACGUGCUGUCAGGAAUUCAUUCAAGUGCGUUUUUCCAUCAUAACCAUAACAAAAAGCGCGUUUAUAAACAUGGGAAACCCACGAGUUUUCUUUGACAUCACUAUCGAUGGAGCUAACGCUGGCAGGGUUGUAAUGGAGCUGAGGGCUGAUGUGGUCCCAAAAACUGCAGAAAAUUUCCGCGCUUUGUGCACCGGAGAGAAAGGUUUUGGCUACAAGGGCUCCUCGUUUCACAGAGUCAUCCCUAAAUUCAUGUGCCAGGGCGGGGACUUUACCAACCACAAUGGAACUGGAGGAAAAUCCAUCUACGGGGAGAAGUUUGCUGAUGAGAACUUCCAGUUGAAGCACCAGGGCAUGGGCACACUGUCCAUGGCUAACGCUGGGCCCAACACCAACGGAUCCCAGUUCUUCAUCUGCACAGCUAACACUGACUGGCUCAACGGGAAGCACGUGGUGUUUGGCAGUGUUGUCGAGGGCAUUGAUGUUGUCAAGGCAAUGGAAAAGCAAGGCACAAAGAGCGGCACCCCUAAAGCCAAGGUUGUCAUUGCCGACUGUGGUGAACUAAAAUAGUUCAGUUCAGAUGUAUCCCUUAUCAUCCACGUUCCAGUUAAUCUAGACGGUGUAUAUCUGCAGCAUCAGGAGAAAAAACAACAACCGCCCAAUUAACCCACUUUCUCCUUUUUUGUCUACUGUGUUGAUAUUCGUUGUGUAAUAUUUUGUACCUUCUAAUCUGUUCUUUGAGGACCACAUUUGUUAACAAAAUCUGAAUAAAAUGAUGCUGAUGGUGUAAAUAAAACAACUUGAAAGCUUA
Messenger RNA from Centropristis striata (black sea bass), 858 nucleotides. Its product is annotated as peptidyl-prolyl cis-trans isomerase-like. The transcript is spliced from 5 exons. Gene Ontology annotation, molecular function: peptidyl-prolyl cis-trans isomerase activity. Gene Ontology annotation, cellular component: intracellular membrane-bounded organelle. The record is from RefSeq and is a predicted model, not a curated record. The coding region runs from base 120 to 617 and encodes 165 amino acids. Gene Ontology annotation, biological process: protein folding; protein peptidyl-prolyl isomerization. Lineage: Eukaryota; Metazoa; Chordata; Actinopteri; Perciformes; Serranidae.